ACAGAUGAGAUCGGAUUGAAAUUUUUUCAACUCAUCGGUUAGAUGAGCCAGCAGACGGAUCGGGACGGGCCGGCCCGUCUCGACAGCUCUAGGUUCACCGGGAGGUAACGCCCAGGUUAAACCCCACACAAAACCCUCGUCUUCCUCCUAGGCGCGCAGCUCCGAAGAAAAGAAAAGGAGAGAAAAAUGUCCACUUCUCCCCUCCUGUUCCGAUCUAGGGUUUCAGCUCGGACCAUUUCGAUGGUUCUGAGACCCUCCAAGAAAGCGAUCCGAUCCGAAAUAUCUCCAUCGACGUCGAACUCAUGCUCGCAGAUCUCGUCUCCCAGGAGGCGCAUUUCCUGCAUUCCAAGGUUAUCGACAUGUUCGAGCUGUUUGGUGUCGAUGCUGCCUCUCCACAGCGCGAUUGCUUCUGCUCGUCUGCGAUCGGUCCUCUCGGCAGAGUCGCAAAGUUGGGGAAUGAUUCCACAAGGCAUCUCCAUGCCUUUAUGACAGCACAUGGUGAUCAUCUUGCCUGGCACCUAGACACCUCUGUUGGGCAGGGGACAAAGAACUGCAUGUUAUAUUUGUUCACUUGUUAUACUUCGGAAACUAUUAUUCAAAUUCAUGAAGGCUUUGUUGGUAUUGUAUGAAGACAUUUUAUUUUGGAUUCUCAUAUUUCAUUAUUAUCUGUUUCUCUGCUC
Elaeis guineensis (African oil palm) is the source of this 680-nucleotide messenger RNA. RefSeq lists its product as uncharacterized. Lineage: Eukaryota; Viridiplantae; Streptophyta; Magnoliopsida; Arecales; Arecaceae. The record is from RefSeq and is a predicted model, not a curated record.